Molecule: messenger RNA, 871 nt
Organism: Ziziphus jujuba (common jujube)
Lineage: Eukaryota; Viridiplantae; Streptophyta; Magnoliopsida; Rosales; Rhamnaceae
Product: NAD(P)H-quinone oxidoreductase subunit O, chloroplastic
Exons: 6
Coding region: 106-639 (177 amino acids)
Cellular component (GO): plasma membrane
Molecular function (GO): oxidoreductase activity, acting on NAD(P)H, quinone or similar compound as acceptor
Source: RefSeq, a predicted model, not a curated record
UUAUCAUCAUCAUCAUCAUCAUCAUCAUCUUCUCUUAUCUUGUAGCCAAUAUUAUUAUAGAAGAGGUCACAGAGUGUCCCUGGAAGCUCUCUGUUUGUGUCUGCCAUGGCUUUCUCUCCUAAACUCUUUCAAACCUCUAUCCCACGUUUCUCUUACUCCCCACAGAUCUUGACAAGAAACCCUCUUCUUGUUCCGUCCAUUAGAGCUGUAAAAGCUUCAGAUCAACAACCAGAUAAUAAGGACAAGCUCACUCAGCCAAAACCCCAGGACUCUUCCAAUGCUCAACCUACUACUACUCCUCCCAGGCCUAAAAAGCCUGUUUAUUCAAUGAAGAAAGGUCAAAUUGUGCGAGUAGAUAAAGAGAAGUAUCUUAAUAGUAUUAAUUAUCUAUCUGUUGGCCAUCCGCCUUAUUACAAAGGCUUGGACUAUAUUUAUGAAGACCGUGGUGAGGUCUUGGAUUUACGGAUCUUUGAAACUGGAGAGUAUGCAUUGAUUGCAUGGGUUGGAAUCCCAACAGCACCAGCUUGGCUUCCCACAGAUAUGCUUAUUAAGGUACAUUUCAACUAUGUGGUAACCAACAGCUUAGUUGCUUGGGCUCGUAUCACUGACAAAUACAGUUGUACAGUCAGAGAAACUUGAUUAUGAGAGACUCUGAAUAUAGGCUCCAAAAUGAGAAGCUCAAUUUACUAAUCAAGGAUAUCCUUCUUUUAUUUUUUUCUUCCCAUUCUGUGGAGAAGUAUAUAUAUAGAAUGUCUCCAUUCCUACUAAUUUUGUAAUCCAACUGCUACCGUAUCUGUGUCAAAAGUGGUCUAAUUCAUUUUUAUUUGAUCCAUUACUUGAGAUAUAUCUAUACUAUAAGCUUAGUUUGAUA